This is a messenger RNA of Ramularia collo-cygni, 426 nucleotides long. RefSeq lists its product as uncharacterized. Lineage: Eukaryota; Fungi; Ascomycota; Dothideomycetes; Mycosphaerellales; Mycosphaerellaceae. The transcript has a single exon. The record is from RefSeq and is a predicted model, not a curated record. The coding region runs from base 1 to 426 and encodes 141 amino acids.
AUGACAGCUGUACACCUCAGCAUAAUCGUAUACAAGGGGAGCCCGCUGGACUAUCCGCAAUAUCGCCACACCGCACUCUGGCUUCGAUUUGGAGAUGGAUCGCCACCUCAUCUGGUGCACGUUGUAGGCCCGCCAGGGGGUUUCGUGUUUGAGAGCGGAGAGAGCGAUAAGCCUUGGGAGACGCAGGGAUUUGCUAAGAUGGUUGAGGUGGGACGUUUGCUUGUUUCGGCAACCCCAGUACAGACGGUGCAAGCUCUACGUCGCGUACCAAUUGUCAACAGUGACCGAGAAUUCAACUGUCAGACAUGGGUGGAAGCAGCACUCAAGACAUUCAAGGUUGCCGGCCAUUUGUCCGCCGAUUCGUAUGAAAGAGGAGUCGAUGGCAUGGUUGAUGCAAUCGACGAAGCGGAGUACGUUGAUGAAUAG